AUGGACGCCGAUGAAAGAGAGGAUUUGGAUGAUGAUAGUGAAGAUGAAAUGCAGAUGGAUAUGCAAGUCGAACAUCCCACAAUUCAGGAGAAGACAAUUGAAGAUUCACCAGAAAAACUCAAGGGUUCAAGAAAGAUGAGUAAAUUACUGACAGUAAAAGUUUCCAAGAUGGAUGACGAUUUUGAGAUAGUUCCUGCUCCAUAUACAGAUUCUAGUGAUUCAUCAGACGAUUCAGAUGAAGACGAUAUUGGUUCAAAAGCAGAGAUAUUGGCUUGUGCAAAAAUGAUGCUAUCGAAAAAGCAGAGGGAACCGAUUCUUGAUGAUGCGUACAAUAAAUAUAUGUUCCAUGACGAGGGAUUAUUACCGAAGUGGUUUGUGGAUGAGGAAAAGAGGAAUUACCAGCCCCAAUCAAGCCUGUGA
Fraxinus pennsylvanica is the source of this 420-nucleotide messenger RNA. NCBI's taxonomy places the organism in Eukaryota, Viridiplantae, Streptophyta, Magnoliopsida, Lamiales, Oleaceae. The record is from the annotation of a GenBank genome assembly.